This is a messenger RNA of Cyanidioschyzon merolae strain 10D, 762 nucleotides long. Its product is annotated as similar to golgi SNARE protein, membrin. Gene Ontology annotation, molecular function: SNAP receptor activity; SNARE binding. Gene Ontology annotation, cellular component: endoplasmic reticulum membrane; ER to Golgi transport vesicle membrane; late endosome membrane. The record is from RefSeq and is a predicted model, not a curated record. Bases 1 to 762 code for a protein of 253 amino acids. Gene Ontology annotation, biological process: vesicle fusion; vesicle-mediated transport. The transcript has a single exon. Lineage: Eukaryota; Rhodophyta; Bangiophyceae; Cyanidiales; Cyanidiaceae.
AUGCUGACGUCGCACGGGGUUUAUCAGGGCCCCAGCAGUGUCCCGGUCGCCGUACGCUCACUGGACGAGGUGCACCGCGAAGCUCGCAAGGUGCUAGUCGAGCUCCAAAGCGCUCUCCAGCAAGCGGAGCAACAGCAGCACCACGCGCAGCUCGCGACGAAAGGAGCUUUGAAAGACCUCGGAGUCGCCACUUUAACAGCAGAGGCACUAGAGGCGCCACGGCUGAAGCUGCAACAGCUCGAACUUGUGACUGCUGAGCUUUCGCAGCUGGCUGAGCGCGCGCCCGCUGCACAGCGAGCUCUGUGGCAACGUCGUGCGCUGCAGCUUGAGACGCAGCACAGGGAGCUGAGCAGUCUCUGGAGGCAGGUCUAUGCGGCGGAAAGGCAACGUCAAUGGCACUUACGGGAGCGUGAAUCGCUUCUCGAGGGCGCUGAACAGCAUCGCUCCAAGUCGAAGGCUGAUGCCACGAUAGUCGACUUGGAACAGCUCGCAACCCAGUCUCUAGAGCACGCGUCCCAUUCCGCUGAUGGUAUUCUCGGAAGCGGGCGCGAUGUCCUCAAUGCGUUGCGGCAGCAACACCAGACGCUCAAAGCGGUGCGGCGCAAGACUCUUGAUAUGGCCCAUCGGUUGGGUCUCAGCCAAAGCCUCAUUCGGCGUGUCCAGCAACGAGCCCGAAACGACAUGAGAAUCGUAUGUGGUGGCCUCGCUGCCAUUCUGGCCCUUGUCUGCUUGUUGUUCUACGUAAAACAUUACCUGAUGUGA